This is a messenger RNA of Symbiodinium natans, 1398 nucleotides long. NCBI's taxonomy places the organism in Eukaryota, Dinophyceae, Suessiales, Symbiodiniaceae. The record is from the annotation of a GenBank genome assembly.
AUGGCCGGUGUCUUUGAGGACGAGCAUGCAGAAGAAGCAACUCAGUCGGCCGAAGCAGUGCAGGACACUGUCUCUGACGAGGCAGCUAGUGAGGACGGCGAUGCCGGCGCUGCAGGUGAUGCCGGUGAUGCUGACUCAAAUGCCUUGAGCGGUGAGAUUCGCGAACAAGCUCUUGACGAUAAGGAUGGCAGGAUUGAGCCUGGGUCGCGUCAUACAGUUGGCUCGGAACCUGCAGCCGACCGCAAGCGCAAGCGUCGAAGAGAAAAGAGAAGUAUGACGCGUGAGGAGAGACUGCGUGCACUGCGCCGCCAGGUGGAGUACUAUCUCAGUGAUGGGAAUUUGAUCGGUGACACUUUCUUUCAUCAGAAGAUCUCUCAGCAUCCGCAGGGUUGGCUUGAUGCUACGCUGGUUCUUGGCUGCAAUCGUGUCAAGAAGCUGGAGAUCUCAGACGAAGCUGACAUUGAAGAGGCACUUGCUGAGUCGGAACUUGAAACGCAGUGGCUGUCUGCUGCAGACGGGAAAACGCUGCAGUUACGUCGAAAGAACGGCCGGGCAUUGCCAGAUUUACGUGCCGCUGGCUGGCUCGCAACGCAAAUUGAGCAGCGAAGACAGGCUGGUGAAGCUGCUUUGACGAAUGCCAAGCCGGAGCCGAGCAAGCUACUGCAAACUCCCAAAGUCGGAGAUAAGGUACAAAUUACAGCUGGAGAGAGUGCUGGACAGAGUGGCCAAGUUUUAUCUGUGGAAGAUGGAGAGUUCACAGUUUUGGUUGGUGGUGUGGAUGUUGCUGUGGUCUCGUUGAGUGAGCUGGAAGUCGAGGAAGCAAUCGGCAACAAUCAGGCGGCCCGUGAGACCGACAACCAGCCAGUGCCAGGUCUGUUUGCAGCCCUGGCGAGUGUGGGCAGCUUCUUCUCGCAGCAGAGGCUGCAGGGUGGCACUGCCAAGCUGAAACCCGAACAGAGCGCACGUUCCACCAUCUUGGCAAGCAACUUCCUGGUCGAGCAGAUGUUGCUCCGACUCAGGCCGUGGAUUCCUGAGGAAUGCUUGGGCAAACGCUUUUGGGGCCUGGCGAGCCAGUGGACGUUUGAGAAGCUCCAACCUGGUGGAUCGCUUUGCAUAAGCAACAGAAUCUCCGAGGACAGAGGAGCCGGCAUCGGUGUCCGCGUUCUCCUUCCGCUGAAUGCAGCUGCAGGGGCAGAGCUGAAUGUCAAAGUCGCUCUGCAUGACCGCAAGGUUGCUGGCGAACCCAACAUUGUCGAACAGGGGUCGGCCGUUCUCCACAUGCACCCGCAACACCUGGUAGAGGUACGCACACCCCAGCACACCUUGCACUUGUUAUGUCUGCUGCUGUGGUAUGGAGCUGAAGACCACUCCAGACAACCAGGAGGAAGUCGUGUCUGA